CGGCACACUGCGUGUACAAUACGAAGAGAUCAUCAUCUGUACGAGACUGAGAUCGUCGUGACGAUGGCUUGCUAAACGGAAGCGACCGGUGCGUCAGGAUGCUCGGCCGUGUGCGCGCCGCUUUCUUCAGCCUGGUGAUUGCCACAUCUCUGUUGCAAUACACACAGCAACAAGGAAGCAGGCAGAGUAGAGAAGUAAUAUUGAACAUCAGUGAUGAGCAGAAAAUUCAAUACCUAAAUCAAGAUUUCUAUUCGAAUGCAUAUAAUUAUGGGUAUGAAGUAAGUCCCAACGGACAAUUUCAUCACGAGGUACGCGGUCCAGACGACAUCACGUAUGGAUGCUAUGGAUAUAUUGAUCCAUUUGGGAAGCUGAAAACAACGUUCUACAUCAGCGAUGGUUGGGGAUAUCGAGUUGUUCAACCAGGAAAUUCGGUUGAAUUGUUUCUUCAUGAACAUGAACAUCACCACGAAGAUGACACAGGACAACAUCAUCAAGAACAUGACGAUCAUCACGAUCAUCACGGGGUGAUUACAGAAUGGGCAAAUUUGUAUUUCCCAGAAAUAUGUAGACAAUUCGAUGGAACGGGUUCUGGAUCAACCGUCAUACCAAUACCAGGAUAUCCCGGAAUGCCGGAAACACCAUCACAACCAGGAACUCCAGGCACACCUGGAACACCUGGAACACCUGGUACACCGGGAACACCGGGCUAUCCUGGAAGACCACCCCAACCUGGAUACCCAGGCAAACCCGGAAAGCCUGGCACUCCUGGCACACCAUCUCAACCUGGGUACCCAGGUAAGCCUGGUACACCCGGAACACCUGGCACCCCCGGAACACCAGGACAACCCGGCUACCCCGGACAACCGCCCCAACCUGGAUACCCAGGCACACCUGGAACGCCUGGUACACCAGGAACUCCUGGACAACCCGGAUAUCCUGGAACACCACCUCAACCUGGAUACCCAGGCAAACCCGGAACACCUGGCACACCUGGCACUCCUGGCACACCUGGAACGUCAGGACAACCCGGCUACCCCGGACAACCGUCCCGACCUGGAAGUCCCGGCACACCAGGCACGCCUGGUACACCGGGAACGCCUGGAAAACCAGGCUAUCCUGGAACACCACCUCAACCUGGAUACCCAGGCAUACCUGGAACACCUGGUACACCGGGAACACCCGGAUAUCCUGGAACACCACCUCAACCUGGAUACCCAGGCAAGCCUGGCACUCCUGGCACACCUGGAACGCCAGGACAACCCGGCUAUCCUGGAACACCACCACAACCUGGAUACCCAGGCACACCUGGAACGCCUGGUACACCAGGAACGCCUGGACAACCCGGAUAUCCUGGAACACCACCUCAACCUGGAUACCCAGGCAAACCCGGAACACCUGGCACACCUGGCACUCCUGGUACACCGGGAACGCCAGGCAAACCAGGAUAUCCUGGAACACCACCUCAACCUGGAUACCCAGGCAGACCCGGAACACCUGCUGGAUACCCAGGUAAACCCGGAACACCUGGCACUCCUGGCACACCUGGAACGCCAGGUCAACCCGGCUAUCCUGGAACACCACCCCAACCUGGAUACCCAGGCGCACCUGGAACGCCUGGUACGCCGGGAACACCACCUCAACCUGGAUACCCAGGCAAACCCGGAACACCUGGCACUCCUGGCACACCGGGAACACCCGGAUAUCCUGGAACACCACCUCAACCUGGAUACCCAGGUAAACCCGGAACACCUGGCACUCCUGGCACACCUGGAACGCCAGGCCAACCCGGCUACCCUGGACAACCGCCUCAACCUGGAAGUCCCGGCACACCAGGCACGCCUGGUACACCCGGAACGCCAGGAAAACCAGGCUACCCCGGAACACCAUCUCAACCUGGAUACCCAGGCAGACCCGGAACACCUGGCACUCCUGGCACACCUGGAACGCCAGGACAACCCGGCUACCCUGAACAACCGCCUCAACCUGGAAGUCCCGGCACACCAGGCACGCCUGGUACCCCCGGAACACCAGGACAACCCGGCUACCCCGGGAAACCGCCUCAACCUGGAUACCCAGGCAAACCCGGAACACCUGGCACUCCUGGCACACCUGGAACGCCAGGACAACCCGGUUACCCCGGAAAACCGCCGCAACCUGGAUACCCAGGCGCACCCGGAACGCCAGGUACACCCGGAACACCAGCACAACCCGGCUACCCUGGUAAACCGCCCCAACCUGGAUACCCAGGCACGCCUGGUAUCCCCGGAAUACCAGGACAACCCGGCUACCCCGGGAAACCGCCUCAACCUGGAUACCCAGGCAAACCCGGAACACCUGGCACUCCUGGCACACCUGGAACGCCAGGACAACCCGGCUACCCUGGACAACCGCCCCAACCUGGAAGUCCCGGCAUACCAGGCACGCCUGGUACACCCGGAACGCCAGGAAAACCAGGCUACCCCGGAACACCACCUCAACCUGGAUACCCAGGCAAACCCGGAACACCUGGCACUCCUGGCACACCUGGAACGCCAGGACAACCCGGCUAUCCUGGAACACCACCUCAACCUGGAUACCCAGGUAAACCCGGAACACCUGGCACUCCUGGCACACCUGGAACGCCAGGACAACCAGGCUACCCUGGACAACCGCCCCAACCUGGAAGUCCCGGCACACCAGGCACGCCUGGUACAACCGGAACGCCAGGAAAACCAGGCUACCCCGGAACACCACCUCAACCUGGAUACCCAGGCAAGCCCGGAACACCUGGCACUCCUGGCACACCUGGAACGCCAGGACAACCCGGCUAUCCUGGACAACCGCUCCAACCUGGAAGUCCCGGCACACCAGGCACGCCUGGUACACCGGGAACGCCAGGAAAACCAGGCUACCCCGGAACACCACCUCAACCUGGAUACCCAGGCAAACCCGGAACACCUGGCACUCCUGGCACACCUGGAACGCCAGGACAACCCGGCUAUCCUGGAACACCACCUCAACCUGGAUACCCAGGUAAACCCGGAACACCUGGCACUCCUGGCACACCUGGAACGCCAGGACAACCCGGCUAUCCUGGAACACCACCUCAACCUGGAUACCCAGGCAAACCCGGAACACCUGGCACUCCUGGCACACCUGGAACGCCAGGACAACCCGGCUACCCUGGACAACCGCCUCAACCUGGAAGUCCCGGCACACCAGGCACGCCUGGUACACCCGGAACGCCAGGAAAACCAGGCUACCCCGGAACACCACCUCAACCUGGAUACCCAGGCGCACCUGGAACGCCAGGACAACCCGGUUAUCCUGGAACACCACCUCAACCGGGAUACCCAGGAGCACCUGGUACACCUGGAUCUCCAGGACAACCCGGAUACCCAGGAACACCACCUCAACCUGGAUAUCCCGGAACACCUGGAAUACCUGGUAUUCCAGCGCAACCAGGAUAUCCUGGUGCACCAGGAAUACCGGGCAAGCCUGGGAAACCUGGAAAACCUGGGAAACCUGGAAAACCUGGUGCCCCAGCAAUUCCAGAACAACCAUCUUAUCCUGGUUCACCCGGAACUCCAGGAACUCCCGGCUUACCAUAUCCACCGCCAUAUCCACCAUCUCCUGAAUAUCCUGGCUCCCCAGGUAGUCCGGGGGCUCCCGGGUUGCCUGGAACACCCGGAAUACCGGGUAAACCUGGCAGACCUGGCAAACCUGGCAAACCUGGCAAACCGAGCAAACCUGGACAUCCAUCACAUCCUGGUUACCCUGGAAGUCCUGGUUCACCAGGUAGUCUGGGCCAUCCUGGUUCUCCUGGAACGCCAGGACAUCCUGGCACUCCCGGUACGCCAGGAAUUCCCGGAACACCCGGAACUCCGCCAAUACCUCCACAACCAGGUUAUCCCGGUAUCCCCGGUACGCCAGGAAUUCCCGGAACACCCGGAACUCCGCCAAUACCUCCACAACCAGGUUAUCCCGGUACCCCCGGUACGCCAGGAAUUCCUGGAAUACCCGGUACUCCACCCAUACCUCCACAGCCAGGUUAUCCCGGUAUCCCCGGUACGCCAGGAAUUCCCGGAACACCCGGAACUCCGCCAAUACCUCCACAGCCAGGUUAUCCUGGUACCCCCGGUACGCCAGGAACUCCUGGAAUACCCGGUACUCCACCAAUACCUCCACAACCAGGUUAUCCCGGUACCCCCGGUACGCCAGGAACUCCUGGAAUACCCGGUACUCCACCAAUACUUCCACACCCAGGUUAUCCCGGUACCCCCGGUACGCCAGGAACUCCUGGAAUACCCGGUAUACCUGGAAAACCUGGCAAACCUGGCAAGCCGGGCAGGCCAGGAAAGCCUGGUGUUCCUGGGGUUCCACCUGCUCCACCUCAACCAGGAUACCCUGGAACACCGCCGUAUCCAGAGGUCCCUGGAAAGCCUGGGAAACCUGGACAUCAUGGACAUCCCGGAACAUCAACACCAGAUAAGCCUCCGUAUCCCCCAUAUCCAGGAUAUCCUCCCGGGCAUGAAGGCCCAAUUGGUGGUGUAGGUCCAGAUGGUCCCAAUGGUCCAUGGCCCAAUGGUCCGGAUGGUCCUCAAGGACCAAGCGGCCCAGGUGGACCAGGCGGGCCAGGAGGCCCUGAAGGUGGAAUUGGAGGAAUAGGAGGUAUAGGUGGCGAUGGACCUCCUGGUCCAGAUGGACCAUGGCCGACAGGUUCGCCCGGUCCAGAUGGGCCAUGGCCUGGUGAUCCCGACUACGUGCCUGGAGCUCAUCCAACAACUCGUCCACACUACGAAGGACCAAUUAAGAUUCAAUAUCCCAUCAAGUAUUACGAACCUACGACACCAACCUCUUACGUUUAUCCGUUGUAUGGACAGAAGCAAGUAGAACGGUUAACCUCUAACUCUAAGUUCGAAUUGAAAUAUUUCAAUAAUGAAACUUCGAAUGAAGGCUACGAAAAGAACGUCGAAUCUACAACGUUUACAUAUCCAAGUAAGAUAAGCGGUCCCAUAGGAGUGAAGGAUACAUAUACAGACUCGCAGUUUGGAAAUCGAUCCCAGAGACCUGGCUAUCAGACAGGACAAGUGAACCAAAAUGCGGACGAAAUUAAUUCCUUGCUGCAAACGCAACGAAAGGAAUUGAAUAAAUAUACAGAACAGGAAGACCGAAAUAACUACGAAGAUCUUAAGAAAAUUGUAUCGCAAAUUCCUCAAACUGUUUACAACGGAGUGGGUCCUACCACUAAUGCGAAAUACUCCAGCCAAGAAAGAUUGCAACAGGGCUCUCGCGAGAAUCGUAAAUAUCCGCAACAAGUGACGAAAUUAAGCGAACCGGUGAUUCGAAUAGAAACGAGCCCCGAAGAAAAUACCGCCGCGCUUAUCAAACAGGUAAACCAAUUAUCUGAAAAAUCUAGCGAACCGAGCUUCGAGUUCGCUGCGAUCGGUGUUCAGCCACCGAAUCCGAUCAAUAUCAAGCCCUACGAGCAGUCUGUAGGGCCAGACCCUGAAACCUGUCCCUGUUACCUUGUCGAGCCUGGAAACGAUACAGUCACAACCACGAGCACGACAUCCAUUCCUCUCAUUGGUCAGCUUGGCUUCAUUCCAGUAGUAUUUGUACCAUACUGUCCGGGUAACGACGAGACGGACAGCGAAAACAUGAAAGACAUGUUCCCCUCUGCAAUGCCUGUCCCAUAUGCAUGCGACACGUGCGGCUUGCAAAACGGGAAAAUCGAAACGAAGCUUCUCAGCGUGAAUCAGCUUGGCAAUAUAGAGAAUCUUCGCGAGGCGUUGCGGCAAGCAAAACUUGGCUUUUUAAAUGUUUCAGCACGGCGUCGGACGGAAAGGAGGCGGGCGAAGAGUUGGCACGUCCAGUGAAGAGUGCGAUUGCGAUUCACGGAUUUUAGUUCGUCACUCGGCUACAGGGACAGCCGAGAAUUUCCGCGGGAACGGUUCGUAAAACGGAGAAACACUGCCCGUCCGUCAGCUGCUGGACAGCUGAAGGAUGGCCAAAGAGAGACACGAUCGAAAACCAACGAGAAAAAUCAUCGUCUCGCAAUGGGUAACCAUAAUCUGUACGUUCUUACAGGAUUAGGUGGAAGCUGACAGAGUGAAAGUAACGGAUCGUGGUACAUUGAACGAUCGACUAUGGUUAUCCAGAGGUAGCGUACUGGCUAGCGUACAUAACAGUUUUGCAUUUUCGUUCUUAACCUUUUUCUCUUUUAACACGGAUGAUAAUUUAUGGGACAGUCUUUAAUAGUUAAGCCUGGAAAGUAGAACGUUACUGUUUGUUGCAGCAACGGGGACAGCGAAACGAAGCUGGAAUACAGUUUCUAGAAUCGUUUCCGUCAGCAGUAAAUUAAUAAUAUUCCGGUUUAUGUUUUAUAAAAAUUCAGGAUGCGUAAGGAUUAAUGCAGGAUAAAGUAUUAGAUGUUUGUCAUCUCACAGAGACGCAUAUGUAAAAUAAACCUUUGUAUUAUCGUCGAAUUCGAAUGUUUCCGUAGUUCUCCCUCUUUGUAGUUAUAACGAUGCAAAAGAUAUAUUUAGUUUACCUUCUAGUUAUAAUAUAUCGUCUAUUAUUUAAUUUCAAGGAUACUAUUUCGUUUCGCUCGAUGUUGAUUGCGUAAAAUGUUAUAAACUAUCUGAUAUUUAAUUGUAUGUUCGUUUAAAGAUCUUCUUUCGACUUAAUUUGUAUAAACAUCGUGAGAAAUGGAAUCAUCCACUGUAUUCUCGUGUUUAACGUAUACUUGAGGUUAAAUAUUGAUCGUACAAGUGCUAAUACGUACUAUAAUUCUUAUUGAGCACGUACAGACCUGCCGCCACGGAUAGAAAAAUUCUUAAGGAUCAAUCUUUUUCUAAAAAGUAUAGGGUUUAAGGUACGUGGAAUAUUUCACGCGAACAAUGUAGAUUGUUAAAAAUCGAACUUAAUUAAACUUCAUAUUUAACUGUACAUGCUCGAUAUCUUAACAAAAUAAUUCUAUUUGUACAUUGGCUAUAAGAUACGUAGUAUAUGUCUUCUUCCGUAGCAUAGUGGUCGACGAAAUUUUCAAUAAAUUAUACAUAAUUGUACAUAUCGAUAUUACGUUCAUCCAAUGUUCCUUAUAAGCAUGA
Messenger RNA from Bombus pyrosoma, 7091 nucleotides. Its product is annotated as collagen alpha-2(IV) chain-like. The record is from RefSeq and is a predicted model, not a curated record. The transcript has 7 exons. Lineage: Eukaryota; Metazoa; Arthropoda; Insecta; Hymenoptera; Apidae. The coding region runs from base 99 to 5858 and encodes 1919 amino acids.